Suillus clintonianus is the source of this 159-nucleotide messenger RNA. RefSeq lists its product as uncharacterized. NCBI's taxonomy places the organism in Eukaryota, Fungi, Basidiomycota, Agaricomycetes, Boletales, Suillaceae. The transcript has 2 exons. The record is from RefSeq and is a predicted model, not a curated record. The coding region runs from base 1 to 159 and encodes 52 amino acids.
AUGGUCCUCGACCCCGAAGACAAUGUUAAUAUUAACAUUUCUGAUGGCCGUUCCAACGACAACGAGCCCGAUGACACAUCCAAGGAGGCCAUCAUGCCGGGUGAUGCUACCGACUCGAACGACACAUAUGAUGUCUUCUAUGCACCCCAUGACUGUUGA